UUCAUAAAUACUUUCCUCGUAAAAUUAUGAGUAUAUAAAGGUAUUUACGCGAACGUUUAAAGCCAGUUGCGAGUGCAAGGCACUGCUAGUUCUAGGGACGUUCCCGGGGACAAGUUUGCACACUGUACGCGCGUCCUUUGGCCAACAUGAGUUGCACUUUCAGCGGAUUACCACAGUGUCCGAAUCCCUACGCUGGAGGGCCUCAGCUCACCGAGGUUUGCGCCGCGAAUUCGGCCACCGCUUUCAUAGCGCUGCUCAAUUCUCUUCUGAUUGUAAACACGAAAAUCAACGAUCCAUGCGGCCGUGUCCAAUCAGUCCCCGCACCGGCUGCCGAGUACGAUUUCAUCGUGGUGGGCGCUGGAGCUGCUGGUCCCGUGGUGGCUUCGAGAUUAUCGGAGAUAAGCAAUUGGACGGUCCUGCUGGUCGAAGCUGGCCCAGACGAGCCAUCCGGAGCAGAGGUGCCGAGUUUUUUUCAGCUCUUCCUAGGAAGCAGACUGGACUGGAAAUACUACACGACCAACGAGACCGCCGCCUGUCUAAGCACGAAUGGCAGUUGUUCCUGGCCGCGAGGUAAAAACUUCGGAGGAUGCACGGUCCACCACGGUAUGGCCUACCAUCGAGGUCACGCCAAGGACUUCCAAAACUGGGUGGACAUGGGCAACGAGGGAUGGUCCUGGGACGAGGUCCUGAAGUACUACAAGAAAUCAGAGGACAACAGAGAGAUUGGCAGAGUCAGCGCCAAGUACCACGCCACUGGUGGACUCUUGACAGUGGAAAGAUUCCCUUGGCAGCCUGAGUUCACCAACGCCAUCAUGGAGGCCGCAGAGGAGGUAGGAUUCGGUAUCACCGAAGACAUGACCGGCGACAAGAUUACCGGAUUCACGGUUGCUCAGACCAUCAGCAGAAACGGUGUCAGGCUAAGCAGUGUCUCUGCAUUCAUCAGACCUUUCACCCAUCGCAAGAAUCUCCACGUAGCUUUGAACGCCAUGGUCACGAAGAUCACGACCAAGGAGAAGAAGGCAACUGGCGUUGAAUUAGUAAUGAAUGGGAAAAAGUACUUUGUCAAGGCGAAACGAGAGGUGAUCGUGUCUGGAGGCACGAUAAACUCCCCUCAGCUGCUGCUUCUGUCAGGAAUAGGACCGAGUAAGCAUUUGUUGGAAGUAGGUGUUCCCGUCGUUCACGACCUACCAGGCGUCGGUGAGAAUCUUCACAAUCAUCAGUCCUACGGAGUAGACUUCACCUUGAAUCAGCAGUACUCCGCGGAGCUGAACGAUGGAAGCGCGUCGCAAUAUCUGUACAAUCAGACUGGACCAAUGUCUGCCACGGGCUUGGCCCAGGUGACUGGUAUCCUGGCUUCCAACUUCACGACUCUAGACGACCCUGACAUCCAAAUCUUUUUCGCUGGCUAUCAAGCCAUAUGCCGUACCAAGUUAGCCGUCGCCGACUUACAAGGGGAUGGUAAUAAUAAGACCACCGUCAGAUUCUCAGCAGUCAACCUGCAUCCUCACAGCAGAGGUCGCAUCACGCUCAAGGAUAAAAAUCCUUUCACCCAUCCAAACAUCUGGAGCAACGAUCUCGGCACCGAACACGACGUCGAUGUGGUAUACCAGGGACUUGAAAACAUCUUCAAGCUGGCUAAUUCGACAGCGAUGAAGAAACGCGGCUUGAAAUUAAAGCACGAGCCCACAAAAGAGUGCAGCAAACACGAAGUAGGUAGCGAGGAUUACUGGAAGUGCGACAUUCAUUGGAACACAAGACCGGAAAACCACCAAAGUGGCACUUGUAAGAUGGGUCCAGCCUCUGAUCCAAUGGCGGUGGUCGAUCCUCGAUUGAGGGUUCACGGAGUGAAAGGACUGAGAGUGGUCGAUGCCUCCAUCAUGCCACAAGUUAUAUCUGGUAAUCCUCAUGCUCCGAUCGAUAUGUUUGGAGAAAAGGCUGCAGACAUGAUCAAGGAGGACUGGGAAGCUAUCUAGCAAAAAUAUCGAUGGUUAACAUAAUACUAUGAGAACGUGCAACUGUGAAUACUAUAAAUAUUACCGACGCGAGGUUGAGAAAUCAGCCUCUAAAUCAUUUUCAAUCAAUAAUUAUACGCUUUAUCUAUAAAUA
Molecule: messenger RNA, 2106 nt
Organism: Hylaeus volcanicus
Lineage: Eukaryota; Metazoa; Arthropoda; Insecta; Hymenoptera; Colletidae
Product: glucose dehydrogenase [FAD, quinone]-like
Exons: 9
Coding region: 147-1973 (608 amino acids)
Molecular function (GO): flavin adenine dinucleotide binding; oxidoreductase activity, acting on CH-OH group of donors
Source: RefSeq, a predicted model, not a curated record